CAGAACCAACCAAUCACAGUCGUCCGAUGUUUACCCCGCCUCUAUCAGUUUUUUCCCCCCUAACACUACUACAUCAUAUAAGGACUUAACUUGUGUUUUACUGUCCACUUCACCCUGAUUACUCCACAGCAGCUGGGGCAGUGCACAGUUUAAGAGAUUUAACUUCCAAAAUCAGUCAUGGCUGGGAAAGUUGUGCUGCACUACUUCAAUGGGAGAGGGAAAAUGGAGUCAAUCCGUUGGCUUUUGACCGUUGCAGAGGUCGAGUUUGAUGAGGUGUAUCUGACAACUCGAGAGCAGUAUGAAAAAAUGCUGAGUGAUGGAGACCUCAUGUUUCAACAGGUUCCUCUGGUGGAAAUUGAUGGCAUGAAGCUCAUUCAGACAAAAGCAAUCUUGCACUACAUCGCAGAGAAAUACAAUCUUCAUGGAAAAGAUAUCAAAGACCGUGUCAUGAUCAACAUGUACUCAGAGGGACUGAUCGAUCUCAUGGAAAUGAUCAUGAUUUUGCCCUUCAGCGCUGAUAAAGAGGAAAAACUGGAAAACAUUCAAAGUAAAGCAAAAGGCCGCUACCUUCCUGUGUUUGAAAAGGCGCUGUCUGGGUCCAUAUACCUGGUGGGAGGUAAUCUAAGCUGUGCUGAUGUGCAGCUGAUGGAAUGCACUCUGAUGCUGGAGGAGAAAUUUCCUGGAAUCCUCGCCGACUUUCGCAACGUCAAGUCUUUCCAGGGUAGGAUGACCCGGAUUCCCGCCAUCGGCAGGUUCCUGGAGCCAGGCAGCAACAGGAAGCCGCAGCCAGAUGACACCUAUGUGAAGACUGUCUUGGAGGUGUUCAAUGUCACCAAAUUACCACUGAAAUAAACUUCAUACAUUAUUAUAUCUGUUGGUUUAUGUUGAGAUGAAUACUGCACUAUCCAUCACUAAUCUAAUUAGCAUGACAGGAAUCUAUGUAAUCCUUAAUUACACUACAUGGGUGUUUUUAAUGUGAAGGUUCUACUAAAUAAAUGGUUAAUUUUUGAGGAACAUUUAAGAAA
Messenger RNA from Sebastes umbrosus (honeycomb rockfish), 1025 nucleotides. Its product is annotated as glutathione S-transferase A4-like. The transcript has 7 exons. NCBI's taxonomy places the organism in Eukaryota, Metazoa, Chordata, Actinopteri, Perciformes, Sebastidae. Gene Ontology annotation, molecular function: glutathione transferase activity. The record is from RefSeq and is a predicted model, not a curated record. The coding region runs from base 178 to 852 and encodes 224 amino acids. Gene Ontology annotation, biological process: glutathione metabolic process.